This is a messenger RNA of Solanum tuberosum (potato), 1848 nucleotides long. RefSeq lists its product as uncharacterized. The record is from RefSeq and is a predicted model, not a curated record. The coding region runs from base 77 to 778 and encodes 233 amino acids. The transcript has 2 exons. Lineage: Eukaryota; Viridiplantae; Streptophyta; Magnoliopsida; Solanales; Solanaceae.
CACAUAUAGUGAGGAUAAGAUUAUGUAUGAAGAGAAAUAAAGGUAAAGGAAGGAGAGUGGUCACUCUGCUUCAGCCAUGAGUUGCUCCAUAGCAAUACUAAAUUCUAUAUCCACUCCUUAUUUUAAUAAAUGUUCUACAAGAAGCUUAUUUAAAUGGAAUUUUGGGAAAAAUAACAAGACUGAUGAUAAUCCACAAUUUACAUAUCAUGAUCUUGAUCUCCCUUUUCCUCCUUCCCUCCUCACCAAAACAUUCUUGAAAGGAAGGGAACUGAAAUGCUGCUAUAAGGCAUCAGUGGAUGGAUUUAGUGCAACUGAAUUCCAUAACAGAUCUGAUUUCAAAGGACCAUGUGUGAUCAUUGGCUACACAACAAAGGCCUUUAAGUUUGGAGCAUUUAAUCCAGAAGGCUACAGAAGCACAGAUGAUUAUUACGACACUUUUGAUGCAUUUCUCUUUUAUUGGGAUGAAGAUGUUGAAAAACCAAUAAUGUUGCCUAAAGUAGGGGGAAGUGGUGCUGCUCUAUUUGAUUAUGCUAGAGGAGGUCCACAGUUUGGUGCUGAUGGAUUGCUCAUUGGUCCUCCAUUGGCUCCUGUCAUGGGUGGAUUUGCUGGACCUGAUACGAAUUCUGGGGUUGGUGAUUUAAGGCAAGCUAAGUCAAGAUUGGGACUUUCUUAUGCUAAAAGGCCUGAUGGUAAAGAAUCAUUGUUUGGAGAUGAGUCUAAGGCUGUUAUUGAUGAAGUUCUUGUGUUUUGUAGUCCUCAAAUUGCUAGCUUAUAUUGAUUCUUCUUGUUUUCCAUGAAGUUUUCGGUCUUUUUGGCAAAAAUGGAUGUCAAAACUAAUUAAAAGUCUUAGUGAUGGAAGUGACUAGAAAAAUAUGAAUUAAUAUACUAGGUUAUAAAAUGAAGAGAAUCCUUGGAGCAAUGGUAAAGUUGUCCUUGUGUGACCUAUAGGUCACAGAUUUGAGCGGUGGAAUCAGCCACUGACCCUUUGAGUGUAGCCCUUCCCUGAUCCCUGCAUGAACGCGGAAUGCUUUGUGCACCAUGCUACCUUUAUAUACCAGGUCAUAAGAUGUAGCAAUGUAAAUUUCACAUUUUUUGUACAGAGAUGGCUGCAAUAGAUUCUCUGUUCUGUGUUUCUCCCAAAUUUAAUUUCUCAAGUUAUUCAACUCAAGAAUGAAUUGAGUGACUCUAUACAGAUAGAAAUGGUCUAUAUUCACCCCUGCUGUGAACUAGCAGCUAAGUCAGUAGCUAAUUUGGAGAUAUGUGUUCUUUUGGUUUGCUAUGUUCCCAGUUUGUUACUGAUGGAGAUGUUUACUAUUUACUGUAAAUAAUUAUAUUGCCAUCAUUCUUCAAUGGGACCAACUAGUGGAGCAUUAUUUUAAAGCACAGGCUAAAAAGAGUACAUUAAAGAAAACAUAGAUGAGUCCAAAAAGGAGAUCUAGAUUUAUUGAGAGACUAUUUGCUUAAUGAUAAAGGGGCGACACGCUUCGUUGAUUCCUCUCUAGCUAUCUACCUAUGGUAUUAUGUCUGAACUAAUAGGGGGCGGGAAAGACGAAUGGUUAAUCAGUUAGUGUACCUAUCUUUCUUUCUCUUUUUGAGUUAAUGGCUUCUGAUCUUUUGAUUACACUUUUCUAAAGCUUUGUUAAUGUUAGGAGGAAUAGUUUGGAGGACAUCUUUUGAAGUUGAGUUCAAGGAGGUAUAAAGUAGCAAUUGAUUGAUUCUCACUUUUAUGUGGCUUGCUUUUGUAUUUCUUCUUGAUUGGUUUAUCAACUUCAUCAGUUAAGUUACCUUGAUUCCUUCCAGCAUCAGAUGUUUCCGAGGCAAGAAAUAAUUACUGUUUAGUCUUGAGAA